Saccoglossus kowalevskii is the source of this 660-nucleotide messenger RNA. Its product is annotated as vesicle transport protein USE1-like. NCBI's taxonomy places the organism in Eukaryota, Metazoa, Hemichordata, Enteropneusta, Harrimaniidae. Gene Ontology annotation, molecular function: SNAP receptor activity. The record is from RefSeq and is a predicted model, not a curated record. Gene Ontology annotation, cellular component: SNARE complex; endoplasmic reticulum. Gene Ontology annotation, biological process: retrograde vesicle-mediated transport, Golgi to endoplasmic reticulum.
AUGGCGUCUAGGCUGGAAACAAACUUGCAGCGGCUGCUUUCAAGAUGUGAAGUGAUGGCCGCAGAAAGGAGGCACUCUGACUGGAGAUUAGAAAAGUUUAAGCAACUACUUGACAACAUUGCUGCCAAAUGUCUGAUAACAAAGACAUCAAUGAAUAUCAGAAGAACUAGGAAGAAGAAAAGGACAUUCACAUCAGCUCAGUGUACCAUAAUGAAAAUAGAACUGGAAAGACUGGCCAGCAAACCCACCCCGGAAAUAAUGCAAGAAUAUACAAAGAAGAUAGAAUUCCUCCGAGGACUCAUUGCAACAGAAAAGCUGACAUGUGCCAGUGACAAAGCUAUGGCAAGUCAGUUGUUGACACCAGGCAAGACGAUUACAUUGCCCGAUACAUCAUCAGCAUCUUCAGUUACGACCAAAGAACUUCAUUUACAAGCAGCAUCGCGAUAUACAAAUGAAAUGAGAGAUGAAUUAUUAGGGAGACUUGGCGACACAACAAGGUUGGCUGAUAUCAACUAUGAUAAGCUGGACGUUGAAAGUAAAAGACUUGAAGCGCACACUAAGAAAGCCUGUAACUGGUGGGUGUGGAUCAUGAUGGCUAUCGUCUGUCUCACUUUUGUAUGGAUGAUAAUGUUUAUCAGAAUGUUCCCAAAGAGAUCAUAG